This is a messenger RNA of Tachysurus fulvidraco (yellow catfish), 880 nucleotides long. RefSeq names its product transmembrane protein 244 (gene tmem244). NCBI's taxonomy places the organism in Eukaryota, Metazoa, Chordata, Actinopteri, Siluriformes, Bagridae. The transcript is spliced from 6 exons. The record is from RefSeq and is a predicted model, not a curated record. Bases 90 to 611 code for a protein of 173 amino acids.
UGUGUGUGUGUGUGUGUGUGUGUGUGUGUUUGUGUGUGUGUGUGUGUGUUUGUGUGUUGGAAGAUAAAAACAGAAAGUGUCUGCUCUCCAUGUUGUUGGAUUACUGCUGCCGGUGCUGUUGGACACCUCAGAUUAAACACCGCAAGCUGUCAAUCAACACCAAGCUCAACGACACAUGGGUCGUUCUUCAGAACCUGUUAAUGUGUACUGUGAGUUUCUACUCACUUUACUACAUCACCCUCAGUUUGUGUAUCGGCAUCCUGAAGGUAGAUGAUGUGGACAGCUUAUUAGCACCUUUCAACUACAAAAUACAGCCUUCAUGGAAUAACCCGGUAUAUUUAGUGAGUGUGAUCUCGACGGAGGUGACGUACGUGAUGGGAGGACUGGUGUUCGCCUGGAUCGUGGAGUUGCGGGUGUGGGACUACGCCAUCACUGUCUCACUGCUACACGUAGGCGUCACGGUCACUGUCAUGGCCGAUUUCCCCUCCACAGAACACUGGUGGAUCUCUCAGGGUUCAGGAUUAGUGAUGAUGAUCUUCGAUGGUCAGAUUCUGGCAUAUCAUCUGUAUUGGAAGAAUUUUGUGCAUCCUGCAGACCUCCAAAACUUCUGAGUGAAAUCUCUUAACAGUUUGAAUUGUGUUGUUUCCCCUCUCUCUCUUUCUCUCUCCUGCUCUCUCUAUUUCUCUCUCUAUUUCUCUCUCUCUCCUCAUAUUUGUGUCAGGAGAUUAUAAAUGUAACUAUACCAUCGAAUGAAGACAAAAUUUAAAGAAAGUCUUACAGAAGCUUCUUUAUUUGGAGUUCAUCAGAAUCAUAUCAUUGGUGCAGAUGUAUGAAUGAUCUUUGUACAUAAGAGUGAAUGUGAUUGGUUUAUUCUGAACAC